Molecule: messenger RNA, 1330 nt
Organism: Mycotypha africana
Lineage: Eukaryota; Fungi; Mucoromycota; Mucoromycetes; Mucorales; Mycotyphaceae
Exons: 3
Coding region: 335-1330 (331 amino acids)
Source: RefSeq, a predicted model, not a curated record
CCGGGUUUGAAAAUGAAGUAAACAAAUGUGAGAAAAGCAAUAAGAAAAAACGCCUCUUUUUUUAUUUUUUUAUUUUUUAAAGUUCAUGCUUGAAGGGGAUAAUUUUUAUCCGAGUCACGGCAUAAAAAAAUGAAAAACCUAAAGGGAUUGAGCCCAUUGUAAAGCAAUUAAUUUUUGUGAAAGGGGGUGGGGGGAGAACUAUGAUCAUAAACAAAAGCAAACAAGUCCUUUUGACAUUUCUUAAAGCAGAAGGGAAAAAAAGUCUGAUGAUGACAAAUAUCUAAAAGAGGCAUUUUCAGAGAUAACGCUCUUUCUUUUUUUUGUUUUGCCCACGAUGCCAAAUCGUCAUCUGAAAAGGCUUCCGUUAGAGGCUGUUUCUGGAGCCUUUAUCAGAAAUGCUUAUGAACUUUUAGCAACAAAAAGACUGAAUAGGACUGCUUAUAGAAUUAAAAACAGUCUUCUUUCUUGUCUUUGUUCUCUUUUUAAAAAAAUGCGUGAACUUUUGGACAACGAAACGCGUCAAGACAUACACGAAUACUUUCCCACGUUAGCAGAAAAGAGUACACAACUAUUCCAAUUGGCUCAAACGGUGCCUUUACCACGCUUACCAGACAUCGACCUUCAAACAGACAGACUCGACUCUCUUCAAUGGAACCAAAAAUGGAGAGUCUCUCUCAAGACACUGCAAAAAUUGGACACACUCGAAUGCACCCUACAGCAACCUCUCCAACACAGGAUGAAGCUACCAGCUCAUCUGUAUUUAGAACCACCUGUAUUUUUAGACGACCAUUUACCCUCAAGACCUGACCCAUGGGACUGGAAAGAAAAAUCAAAACAUUUUCCUCUGCUUGCAGAGAAAAAUGAGAAUCACGCUUGUUGGAUAGAGGAAGAAGAAGAAGAAGAAGAAGAAGAAGAAGAAGAAGAGAGCAAAGGGAAGGGAGCUGAAAAAUUCAAGUAUAAAAUAGAGGUGAUUCAAACAUUGGCAAGUGUCAAACGACUCUCACAGAGUCAAAGAAUCAGCUUGCGUUCUUUGGACGAUUUAAAGAGUCGUUUUCUACCGGAUGCUUACGGCAUGGAGGUCCCUGUGCGCGCCCACGAGACACAAGCCGCUCCUCCCAAAGAAAAACGGCAAAUAGCCACAGCAACGACAUUACAUAGCAGAAAUAUGGAACCUACUCCAUUCUUACCGCAUAGACAACUGGAAGAGUUUCAAAGUUUACAGCAAAAGACAAACAGCCAUCUUAUUAAAAAAAAGCGAAUCUAUAAUAGCAGCAGCGGAGCAAAGAGAGAGUGCGAACUAGACGAAAGUAGACGGUUCAAGUUUGAUUAA